This is a messenger RNA of Aphanomyces astaci, 646 nucleotides long. RefSeq lists its product as hypothetical. Gene Ontology annotation, biological process: regulation of ribosome biogenesis. The coding region runs from base 29 to 646 and encodes 205 amino acids. The transcript has a single exon. Gene Ontology annotation, molecular function: nucleic acid binding. NCBI's taxonomy places the organism in Eukaryota, Oomycota, Saprolegniomycetes, Saprolegniales, Verrucalvaceae. Gene Ontology annotation, cellular component: nucleolus. The record is from RefSeq and is a predicted model, not a curated record.
GUUGCCAACUCCAUCAACGACAACCAGCAUGUCCGUGGCUACGAUGCCGCUUGUGGGAAAGAAGUUCCAGGCGAAGCUGGGAGGCAUGGCCAACGAAGCCGUCGCCUCGGGCGUGUCGUCAUUCGCCAAGCGUCAGAUGGAAAAGAUGGGCUGGACGGAAGGCAAAGGGUUGGGCAAGGACGAACAAGGGAUGGCGACGCACAUCAAGGUGAAGCGGCGCGAGGAGAACGCCGGUGUGGGUGUCGAGACCAAAGAAAAGGAAGACCAGACCAACCAGUGGUGGUACAACGUGUACAAUAACGUGGCCAGCAAGAUUGUGGUCGACGCAUCCGACGACGACGACGAUGCUGCUGCAAAGGCGAAAAAGGCAAAGAAGAAGGCCAAGAAGGAGCUCAAGCGCAAACGCGAUGCGGACAACCCGAUCGACGAGCCCACGGACGAGCAAUUGUUUGCUGCCACCGGCGGUAAAAUGUUUGGCCGUCGGGCCUAUGGUUCGUGCAAGGGCAAACUCUUGCGGGAUGCAAUUCAAACGGGCAAAGUCGUGACUGACACUGUUGGAGACUCGAAAAAACGUGCCAAGAAGAGCAAAAAGGACAAGAAGUCAUCCAAACAAGAAAGUAGUGCGGACGAUGACGUGGCGGCAUGA